Molecule: messenger RNA, 306 nt
Organism: Parastagonospora nodorum SN15
Lineage: Eukaryota; Fungi; Ascomycota; Dothideomycetes; Pleosporales; Phaeosphaeriaceae
Exons: 2
Coding region: 1-306 (101 amino acids)
Source: RefSeq, a predicted model, not a curated record
AUGUCCUGGAUAUGUGAAGACGACUGGGAAGACCAAGACCUCGCACUCAAAUAUAAGGAGGAGGAAGAUCCGGGAGGCGUGCUAGAGCAAGUUCGCAACGAAGCAAUGGAUGAUGGGACUUAUUGGUCUUUGCAAAAGGAGGCGUACAAGACUAGAAGGGAGGCAAUCUUACGGAUGUUCCGGAGUUUUGUCAACGCCACAUGUAUUGAUAUCUGCUGGCUCGAUGAAUUCCGCGAACCAAAUCUUUCUAUUCCACUAUUUCCGUCAGCAAGAUCGAUACGACUGAGCGGAUUGACGACGGAAUAA